Molecule: messenger RNA, 902 nt
Organism: Rhododendron vialii
Lineage: Eukaryota; Viridiplantae; Streptophyta; Magnoliopsida; Ericales; Ericaceae
Product: LOB domain-containing protein 1-like
Exons: 2
Coding region: 53-664 (203 amino acids)
Source: RefSeq, a predicted model, not a curated record
CAACUCCCAACACUCAACUCUCUCUCUCUCUCUCUCUCUCUCUUUCUCUGUGAUGGAGAGCAGCAGUGAGACAACGGCGACAAUCAUCAGGACAUCAUCAUUAUCACCCCACUCUCUUUCGCCUUCAUCCUCAUCUUCACCUCCACAACCACCACAACUACCACCGUCGCAUCAGGCAGUUGUUGUUAGCCCUUGUGCCGCAUGUAAGAUCCUCCGGCGGAGGUGCGCCGAGAAAUGCGUCUUGGCGCCUUACUUUCCCCCUACCGAUCCCCUCAAGUUCACCACCGCCCACCGCGUCUUUGGCGCCAGCAACAUUAUUAAGCUCUUGCAGGAACUUCCGGAGGAUCAAAGAGCUGAUGCAGUAAGCAGCAUGGUUUACGAGGCCAACGCCAGGCUAAGGGACCCUGUUUAUGGUUGUGCUGGGGCAAUCAGUCACCUUCACAAGCAAGUGAAUGAGCUCCAAGGCCAGCUUGCAAAGGCCCAGGCAGAGCUGAUAAACAUGCAAAGCCAACAAACAAACUUGGUGGCCUUCAUUUGCAUGGAAAUGGCACAAUCUCCUCCAGUACUACCCCAACAAUCAAGUUUUGACAACUUGGUCAUUAGUAACCCUAGUUUCCUAGAUGAGACCAAUCCAGGGUCACUGUGGGACCCUCUUUGGACAUGAUCAAAAAGUUGUCUUCUAACUCCAAGCUAAUUGCAGAGUCGGAAGAAAAAAUAUGUAUGAAUAACCACAAAAAUGUGUGGUUGUAAAGUGGUCCGGAAGUACCCUUAUUGUAUAAUUUCACUGUAUUGCGAGCUUUUUGUUUAUACAACAAAAAGACUCAUCUUGUCGCUUAUAAUUUCAAAUCUGCCACUCGACCACCACAUGAUUUUGGUAUUGACUUAUCUUCGGGUGUUGAAUU